Messenger RNA from Gadus macrocephalus (Pacific cod), 1207 nucleotides. It is a transcript of the gene ctnnbip1, whose product is annotated as catenin, beta interacting protein 1. Gene Ontology annotation, molecular function: beta-catenin binding. The coding region runs from base 180 to 464 and encodes 94 amino acids. NCBI's taxonomy places the organism in Eukaryota, Metazoa, Chordata, Actinopteri, Gadiformes, Gadidae. The transcript has 3 exons. Gene Ontology annotation, cellular component: beta-catenin destruction complex; nucleus; cytosol. The record is from RefSeq and is a predicted model, not a curated record. Gene Ontology annotation, biological process: negative regulation of Wnt signaling pathway.
CCUGGUGGUGAGAAACGAACUAACAGCGGGAGCUCGCUGCGUGAUUCCCGUCGUUCAGCCUCUGCCGACUGGAGGGAUGUGACCCCGGAACAGGACGCCCUCCUAAAACAACACACCAUUCAAAUAGGAUACCGAAGAAAGAAAAGCUGGACCAGGAGGGAGCUACAGGAGCAGGGGUCAUGAACCGGGAGGAGGUCCCGGGGAAGUCUCCUGAAGAGAUGUACAUCCAACAGAAAGUGCGGGUUCUGCUCAUGCUCAAGAAGAUGGGGUCCAAUCUCACGCCCAGUGAAGAGGCGUUCCUCCGGAACUAUGCAGGCGUGGUCCACAGCCAGAUGAGCCAACUACCUCAGCACAACAUCGACCAGGGUAAGAGACCCCACAAGACCCCCGUCUAUGCCUGCCAAUACCGGGAUCCACGAGGCCUUAUCGCGACGCUCUGUUUGGCUGCUUUAAAACCACAAUAGACAGUUUGGCGGCUAUUCCUUACUUUGCUGUUUAGGAUUCUGUAUUUAACACUGCAUCCAUACUAUUUUCAUGACUUGCAUUCAAACACAACUCAGAAGUCCUGGGUUUGUUGCUUGGCAGUGCAGAUGAGAACACAAGUACAACACAGAAAAAUAUAUUGCAAACCUUUUUCUAGUGUGACUUGAACAAAGUGACUUGGCUUUGCCUUACUGUUACCAGGUGUGACUGUGGUCAUGUAUCACACGGCGUGACUGGUCAUGUAUAAAGAGGUGUGACUGUGAACAGGAAUGACCAGGUGUGACUGUGAAUAGGUAUUGCAAAAGCAAACUAGGGACGCAGUCACGCAAUAUAUUCACAUGGAUGGGUCUUGUUUGUGAACUGCAGUGCAGUCAUCAGACGCUAGAGUGCGCUGUUCUCUUUGUACAUUUAUUAAUGUGUAGCCGGGUCAGACUUCCACCACAAGAGGGCGCUAGAUUAAAAAGAACGUGAUCCUCAGCAAGUACAGAGGAAGCAGCCAAAAACGAUUCAAAGGGACGUGAGCUACUUCCUCUCCUUUUAUCAGCUGCCUUCCAGCCCUAAUCCGAAGCACGCUCUUAUUUUGAAGCCUCUGCGGUCUCUGCCACCCACCAUGGACUCAGGUAGAAGCCAUCUUUUAUUAGUACCCAUCCCCAGCGGGUAAACAGCUGGUCUGACCAGGUGCCUUUGAUUCUGGAGGUGGAUCGCGUGUCCCACUCCAGCAGAA